AUGAUGUUGGAUCAUGCCUAUCCAAAUCUGGUGAAAGAUGAACAGAAUGAUUUGAUGAUGUUGCAUCACAUGGAUAAUGAAACGUUAAUCAGAUUAUCCAAGUACACAAAGAAGUGGCCGGAACCAAAGAAGACAGAAUUUUUCGGGUACAUCAAAGAUGAGAAAUAUGAGGAUCCUGAUCCUGUAAGUCAUCUGAAGUGGAGGAAUGAUACUGAGAUGAAAGAAAAGAGUGCAGCUGAUGAAUUGACGAAGUUAGCAGAUUUCUGUGAAACACGUAACGAUUGGUAUACAAAAGAAGAAAAGAAGAAAAGAGAAGAAGAUGAGACAGAAGCAAAUGUUGAAAGAGAUCAAGAUCAGCUAUCUUCGGAAACUGAGCGGUUGAUAAAAGAUAUUGAUGACACUCUGGAAGCUAGGAAAUCAGCUAGUAAAAUAGUAGUUGAUGAUGAAGAAAAGGGUUUAUCUAGUUCUGAAGAUGAGGGUGAUGCUGAAGUUGAUAAAUGGAUCAAAGAAAACUACGAUCCAAGAGAUAGAGAGAAACAAAACAAAAGAAAGAGGAGUGCGGAUGAUGAUGAUGAAACGUAUGUUCCACCACCAGAAAAUGUUCAGGGUGUACAAACACCAUCUUCUAGAGAGAGUACAGUUCUUGAAAAGGUUGAUGAUUUUAGCUUUGUCAAUGAUGAUCUUGUGAAAGAGUUGCAAAAGAAGGGGGAUGAGGUAUUAAUUGAGAAAAAGAAGUUAGAGGAACGUGUCAAGUCUGUAGAAUCUGAGAAUUCAUCGUUGUUGAAAAAGAUUGAAGCUGAUCAAUCCGACAUUGAUAUUCUGGAAGUUCGAAUAGCAGAAUUGGAAGAAGAAAAGGCUCGAAGGGAUGAGCAGAAUAAGUACUUCAAAUUGAAAAAUAAAGAAUUAGAAGCCAAUAAUGCUAAAAAAGAACAUGAAGCGUAUAUGAUGAAGAAAGUGUUGGAAAAUUUGAUUGGUAAGCCGAUUGAACAAAGGUUUGAAGAGAUAGAAGUUGAGGAAGUUAGGGCACGACGUGAAGCUGAAAUAGAAGCUGGAAUGAAAGAUAAGGGUAAAGGUGUUCCAGUUGAAGAUGUUGCUCAAGUGACAGAAAAGGAGAUUGUUGUGUCCGAGCCGACAAAAGUUCUAGAUCCUUGUCCGAUAAGUUCUGUUGAUGAUGAUGAUAAUGGAAAUGAUGAUGAUGAUCAAGGUACUUCGGGUAUUAAAGUCACUGAAGCGUCUCAAGAAGAGAAGAUUGAUGAAUAUCUUCAUGAUGAUGCAAACGAAGAACCUGAGAAUGCAAGUGGAAAGGGGGAGCAUGGUGAUGCUGAGAAAGAUGAUGAGAAUGUUGAUAAGAGUACAAGAUUGAUUCUACAUCUUGAACAUGAUGUAGAAGAAGGAGAGAUCUUGCAUACUUAUACAAGAGCUGAGAUUGUUAAAAUGAUGGUUAUUGAAGACAGUGAGUUUAACUUCGAUUUUGAGGAGGAGUUGAACAAGUUUGAUAUAAAUCAGCAACCAGAAUAUCAGUACAAAUACGUUGAAGAUGCUGAUAACUAUGACAAAGUGGAAGUGGAAGACUAG
Molecule: messenger RNA, 1575 nt
Organism: Helianthus annuus (common sunflower)
Lineage: Eukaryota; Viridiplantae; Streptophyta; Magnoliopsida; Asterales; Asteraceae
Product: myb-like protein X
Exons: 4
Coding region: 1-1575 (524 amino acids)
Source: RefSeq, a predicted model, not a curated record